AUGAAGGACUGCGCAGGUAGUGACUCCAGUGCGACUGACGAGCGAGCGCCCGGGCCCGCCUCGGCACCACGGCUUGCCCAACAGCUAGCUCAUUCACGAAUCCAGGAUCUAUCCUCGCUUCAGGAGAAGCUUGUAGAGAUGGAGGAGUACACGCGCAAGUUGGUGGCAGUCCAAGGCGAGGUUAAAGGUUUGUUGGACCAAGAAAACGACAACGCGUUCGAGCUGCUCUCCAUGUUGGUUAACGACACGUCUGAGGAGAAGACGAAUGUGCCCACAUUUUCUGUGCUUUUAGCCGAAUGCUGCAAGAUGCUGCAGGAGAAGUAA
Messenger RNA from Phytophthora nicotianae INRA-310, 324 nucleotides. RefSeq lists its product as hypothetical. The transcript has a single exon. NCBI's taxonomy places the organism in Eukaryota, Oomycota, Peronosporomycetes, Peronosporales, Peronosporaceae. Bases 1 to 324 code for a protein of 107 amino acids. The record is from RefSeq and is a predicted model, not a curated record.